Messenger RNA from Sitodiplosis mosellana (orange wheat blossom midge), 4611 nucleotides. RefSeq names its product prohormone-3. The transcript is spliced from 7 exons. The record is from RefSeq and is a predicted model, not a curated record. NCBI's taxonomy places the organism in Eukaryota, Metazoa, Arthropoda, Insecta, Diptera, Cecidomyiidae. Bases 712 to 1353 code for a protein of 213 amino acids.
AUGUGUACUGUGUGUAUGGUUUGGCAGUGGAUUUGAGUUCAAUUUUCCACCAGAACAUCGCUGAGCUUCACUCUAAAUGGUUCGAAUUUGUAGCGCUUGACAGGCGUGUACGUCAAUCGAAACCAAAAACAUUACCGAAAUAAAAUAAAAGAAGAAGAAGAAGCGAACAAAACGCGAAUACGGAGAAAAACGAACCCAUUUCGCUUGUCAUUGAAGGGAAGAAAAAAAAGUAGCCAGCACACAUUGUAGCAUUUUUACUGUCAUUUACAGUUUGAAACGGGAAACCCUGCUUUGGAUAACAAAAAAUAUAUUGCACAAAAUUGCCAUUCGCUACAAAUUCAAAGCAUGUGCAACGUGACAGAAUAAUACAAAAGUGAAGUAAAUAGUAUCAAAAAUUAGUUUGAGGAUCAAAUUCGUAGCGAAAAAGCUUUGCUUCCAAUUAAUAAGUGAAUCUAAUCUAAGUAGGCAUUAAAUUGUCGACAAAACAAAACGAAAAUAGGAAUAAAAUUGUGAAAGAGAUUUCAAUUAAAUUCAAUAAACUCAAAGUUUUGAAGUGUGAUAGUUCUCGGCACUUGGCAAUUGUACGGGUGUCAAUUCAACUUUUGUUAUCCGUUCAUUCGUUCGGUCUAUCAAAUCCAUUGAAUACGGUAAUCAAAGAUAUUUCCAACAUUUCCAACUUGUGCUUCAACUUCCGAAUAGCGAGCAUCGAACAUGAAGUCGACCGUUGUAUUGAUGGUGUUAGGCACCUCAUUUCUUUUCAUCGGGAAUUCAGUGAAUGCAUGGGGCGGUAUUUACAAUAAUCGAUUCUCACCCGAGAUGCUACAAAACAUGGGCUAUGGAGCACCGCAUCGUAUUUACCAAGAGAGUGAGAAUUUCGCCGAAGAAAACGAGCUAGCUCUGGAUGACGAAUUAUGCUAUGGGAAACGAUGCACAGCCAACGAGCAUUGCUGUCCAGGCAGUGUAUGCGUUGAUGUUGAUGGAGUAAUGGGCAAUUGUCUAUUCGCUUAUGGACGAAAGUUGGGUGAACUGUGUCGUCGUGAUGCUGAUUGUGAAUCGGGCUUGAUUUGCGAUCUUUCAGCUGUAAGCGGAGCAAGUGUAUGUCGUGCACCAAUGGCUGUUGCUAAACAAUACGCCGAAGAUUGUCUCACGUCCAGCGAUUGUGAUAUUACCCGGGGAUUGUGUUGUCAGCUUCAGCGACGUCAUCGUCAAACCCCACGCAAGGCAUGCUUAUACUUCACCGACCCUCUAACUUGUCUGGGCACCGUGCAAGUCGAUCAGAUAAAACAGCACGAUGUUCAGCACACAGCGGGAGAGAAGCGAAUUACAUCCGCCUUCAAGCAUGUACUGAAGUAAGAUGAUGAAAACACACGGACGAACAGUAUACCCAAGCUAAAUAACAGCAGAAAAACAAGCAAGUUUCCGUUUCUAUGUCGUCCGAUUUAUCAAAAAAACAAAGAAAAUGCAUUUAUUUCACACAACACAAAAUCUACAGACAAAAAACACACACAUAAAUCAUGAAGACGAAAAAUGAAAACCAAAAAAAAAACAACUAAACAUAUCAAAAAAACACUACCAAAAUACUACUAAAAGUAAAAAAGCCUAUAAAAAACAUAUCAGUGGAUGGAGACGGUGCGUUUUUCGAAGAUUAUCAGCAUCCUCCUAAGAGUCAAAGCCGUACACUAAAGUGAAUUAAAACAUUAAUAUUUCUAAGCAAAGGAUAUAUAAUGAAAAUUAUGAAAGAUGGACAGCAAUGCUUUCAAAGCUUAUAUUCGAGUAAAAGUGGAGAUGAGAAGUAAUGUAAAGAUGAAAAAAAAACAGAGUGAAAAAAUGAGAGACACAAGAGAGAGAGAGAGAGAGCGAGAAACUCAAUUUAUCAACGUAGGUUGUAAUUGAAUAGUGAUUUUUCAGCACGAAAACAUUGAUAUUGAGUCAGUUCUGUAUGUGUUGAAUAAUCAGCGCUUAAGUCUAUAGAGUAAGCAAAAUGAGCAUAUAAGAUUUUUACUCGAGAAGAGAAAGAAAAAAACAACAUAAAGAUCGAAGAUGACUUUUGAACUUAUGAAAACAAAAAAUAAUGAAGAAAAAUAAAUUAUAAACAACCGGUACAUAUCAUUUAUGUCCUUAUUUAUUCCAAAGCGUUUGGUCAAUAAUGCAAAAUUAAAAACAUACGUAAAAAACACAAAAAACACCCCAAAAAAAUGAUGUCAUUGUAGUUUACGUAGAAUAAAAGAAAAAAUCAUGCAUUUUGCUUGGCAAAUUAAUAUUAAAUUCAAGCUAAACCACAAAAAUUAUAGACACAUUCAAGAUCUGAGAGUCCCCACUUCACAACAUCAACAAACACCACCGACACCAAAAUCAAAUUAGAUUCCCAAUGCAAAGCACCAUCACAAAUUUGAUUUAUUUGCAUGUCACCACCAUCCACAUUAAGAGGAAUUUAGGCUCGGGACUGUCUUAUGAAUAAGCAUAUAUUCGUGUAUUUAAGCAUUAGUUCCUAUUUUCAUGUCCAUAUUUUAUUUCCAACUAAUGUCUAAUUUUCUGAUUUGUCGUCUUUCGUUUCUGAUGUGUUUAUGUUCUUCGGUUUUUCACAAGACCCUCAACAAGUAAAUAUUGCAAUUCUAGAUUAACUUUUAAGACAAAAACAAACAAACAACAAAAAAGAUCAAAUCAAAUGAACUCGAAACGAUAAUAUAAAGCACACAAACAAAGAAGACUCGAAUUCGCAACUAAUUCAAUUUUACGCCCAAAAAAAAUGUAAAAACAAACAAACAACAAAGACAAUGCGACUUUCGAUCAAGUAAUCGAUAUACAAUGUAGUUUCCAAGGCACAUGUCGAUUAUUCAAUUUUCGGCACUGCGUUUGUUGACCAUAUCGAUUGCAUCGUUAGCAAAACGGUUUAGACGAUUUCAGUUUGAAGCCAUACCUAUUUUUCAUGUGGUGAACGGGGAUCGUUGUGAAUAAAAAAAAUCUAAUUUUUUUUUGUUUUAUGAAAAGAGAGAGAGAGUGACAAAAACGCGAUGCAUUGAAUAUAUAUAUUUACUUUGUCUCAAACUGUAACCAGCAGCAACCCUUACAUUUUGAGACACAGUUUUGAAUGCACUUUCAUUUCGGGUUUGUUAAACGAUGCAAAAAAUAAAAUGAAAAGCAUUUUUUUCACGUAAAAAUGAUGUGCUUGACAAACGCAGCGAAAAUUCACUUAAUUUACUAUUUUCAAAUGAGAAUAAAAACAAAAAUCAACAUAUUAUUUUCAAUGUAAAUUUUUUGUCCCUUUGUUUCAACCCCCCCCCCUUCCCUCGUAGGAUUAAAUAAGAAUAUUCAUAUACUUCUAAACCUCUAUUUACUUUGUUAACAAUAUAAUAUCCCAUUUUGCAUUUGCAACUGACACAGAGAUUUUAUGUAUCAAAUAGUCUGUGGAUUUUCCACCCUUCCCUCUUUCCCCCGUGUUAUACGAGAAUAAUUUCAGAAAUUUAUAUUCAUGUAAAUAAAUGUUUAAAGAACAAAGAGAGAGACAAGAAAACGGCUAUUGAACGAAGCAACAGAUUAUGAUUUGAUAGAGCAAUCAAAAUGUGGCGGUUCGUGAAUGUUAUGAAAGAAAGAGAAAAAAAACACAUAUUUUAUUCGCUCCAACAAUUACCGCAUAACAUUUGUUAAAUGUUGAGCAAGGGAUAUUGUCACGCGUCAAUAUGGCAUUGUCGACACAGGACCGCCGAAAUCGCUCAUCGAUAUCAUACCCAAACACUGUUCACUUCUCAGUAGCCGUUUUCUCUUAUUUAUUAAUAAAAUGGUGUUUUUUUCUAAAUAAAAUAUGAAUUGAAACAAAAAAAAUAAACGUUAUGCAACGUAAUUUAAUGCGCAAUGGAUACACACGAAUAUAAAUCUAAUUAACUGUGAAAGGCCUGGUAUGUAUUUUCACAUUGGCAUUAAAUUGAAAAAAGAAAACACAAAAAAGAAAAAAAAAGAUAAAAAAAAUACUUUAUUUUCUUCUUAAUAUUAAAUAAAAAUGCAAGCAUGAAAAUCAAUUAAGUGUUGUUGUUAGUUUUAAGCUGGAAACGAUCAUAUUUUUCAACUAUAUAUUGCAGAGAAACACAUAGAUUUUUUUCUCUUUGGUUUAACAUGCUAACAGCAAAAACAAUCAAUUUGUUUUUGACGCGCAUCUUCUAAAUCUAUUACAUUUUUGAACCAAACUAAAUACUAAUAAAACAAAUGGUUAUAAACAAUAAACUAUUUUCGAAAUAUGAAAAAAAAACAGAAUAUUUUUGUACGCUUUUCAAUAGAAAAAAUACAAAGAAAAAGCGAAAUAUACGCUUGUAUCUUAACAAAAUAUAUACUCAAAUCAACAAUAGCUGCGAACAUUUACACACAACAUUUUCUUUUCUGUCUCAAAAUAUGCACAAUUCAAAGCGAAACUAAUCAAUAACCAUUUUCAUUAUUUAUUUAUUUUUUGGUCACUAUUAAAUGGAUAAACAUAACAUACAAAACAUUAAAAAAAAAACUAUUGAAAUCUUAAACAAACAACAAAAAAAAAACAAUUCUAUAAAAAAAGACAAAAAAAUUUCUUGGUGUUAAUAUUGUAAAAAUUUAUUCAUAAAUAAAAAAAUAUAUUGUUUUGAAACAAUA